Molecule: messenger RNA, 3759 nt
Organism: Musa acuminata AAA Group (dessert banana)
Lineage: Eukaryota; Viridiplantae; Streptophyta; Magnoliopsida; Zingiberales; Musaceae
Product: GPI ethanolamine phosphate transferase 2
Exons: 17
Coding region: 117-3212 (1031 amino acids)
Biological process (GO): GPI anchor biosynthetic process
Cellular component (GO): endoplasmic reticulum membrane
Source: RefSeq, a predicted model, not a curated record
CUCCUGCCGUUGCGUUCUGGGGAGAUCACUCGUCCCCGCCCCUCGCCCAUCUUUGGUCUCGAUUACGUCUCCGGGCCCUAGGAACCCAGUUGGGGCUUCGAUCCGUGCCUCAGAUCAUGUCUUCGUCUUCUUUAACCUGCGGCAAGCUCGCAUCUUGGACAAUCGCGGCCGUCCUGCUUCAGAUCCUCGGUCUUUCCCUUUUCGUCAUAGGUUUCUUUCCCGUCAAACCCACUCUCCCCGGCUUUAGGUCACGUUGCUAUUUUAGCGGUGCGGAGAGUUAUCGAGCGCCGACAUGUGAUCCUGUACUGGAUGCUGAAGAGCGGGAUCUGCCCUCGGAGAAGCUGAGAACAUUGUAUAAGGAACUGUCUAAGGUGCCUCCAUCAUAUGGCCGAUUAGUACUGAUGGUUAUUGAUGGGCUGCCUGCUGAAUUUGUGCUGGGAAGAGGUGACAAGCCUCCAACUAAGGCCAUGAUGGAGGCGAUGCCCUAUACUCAAUCUUUACUGUCCAGUGGAAAGGCAAGGGGUUAUUAUGCAAAAGCUGCACCUCCUACAGUUACCAUGCCUAGGUUAAAGGCUAUGGUCUCUGGUGCAAUUGGUGGUUUUUUGGAUGUGGCAUUUAACUUUAACACGCAAGUUCUAUUAGACGAUAAUCUUCUUGACCAAUUCAAACGCAUUGGUUGGGAGUUGGUGAUGCAUGGGGAUGAGACUUGGAUUAAACUUUUUCCUAGAAUAUUUACCAGGCAAGAUGGAGUGAGCAGCUUUUAUGUGAAAGACACAGUUGAAGUUGAUUUUAAUGUUUCCCGUCAUCUAGAUGUUGAACUUGCUGCUGAGGAUUGGAAUCUUCUGAUACUACACUAUCUUGGCUUGGACCAUGUGGGUCAUAUUGGUGGACGCCAUAGUACCUUGAUGCCUGCAAAGCUGAAGGAGAUGGAUGAUGUCAUUAAGAUGAUUCAUAUGGGCUCUACUGUGCACCACCAAAAUCCUGAUGCUAGCACAUUAUUGGUAGUUGUUAGUGACCAUGGGAUGACUAACGGUGGAAACCAUGGAGGAUCCUCAUAUGAAGAAACUGAUUCAUUAGCUCUUUUUAUUGGCUCUGGAGUUGAGAGCUUGGAGUUUUCUAUGAAUGCUCAUAAGGCCGUUCACCAGGUGGACAUUGCUCCAACUUUAGCUCUUCUUUUUGGGGUGCCGAUUCCGAAGAACAACAUAGGAGUCCUGCUGAGGGGAAUGUUUGAUACAUUGACAGAUGAGCAAAGGCUACGAACCUUACAGCUAAAUUCCUGGCAGUUAUUAAGACUAUUGCAAGCACAUUUACCCAACUUUCUUUGUGGGGAUGUGACUUGUAUUAGUGGUGAAGACAAUCUGCUAACUGAUCAAUCUAUUUUUAGCAUGAAGGAAAAUCUAUGUUAUUUAUAUUCAAGAGCUAUAUCUGCUCAUAAUGCAUGGCUACUCCAUCAGAUUUCAGGCUUGACAUCAAAUGAUGCUGAUGAUCUUGGAUAUGCCGUUAAUUCUUAUUAUGACUUCUUAGGAAAUGCGAGUGAGUGGUUGUCUCACAGAGCCACUGAUAAACCUAUCAACUUGCUUCUGUCUGGUAUUGUCAUAAUGCUUAUCUCAUGUGUUCUACUACUUAACACUGUAUUUAAAUUGUUCAAAGAAGUCUACAUUACACAGGGGAAGUACUGUUCUCAGCCAAAAGAAAUUAGUCAAGUGUGGCAAGUUGAUGAAGCCUUUGUUCUUAUUGGGCUAGUAAUUCAUGCUCUUAGUCUUGGUGCAAGUUCCAUGGUGGAAGAAGAGCAAUAUACUUGGCAUUUUUUGACUUCCACACUCUAUUUGUUAUUUCUCUUAACAACAAUCAGAUCACUUUUUAAGACGGCUGCAUCAGAUUUGAUGAAAAUGAAGAAGCCUGAAGAAAAUCUUACUCUCCACCUGGCUGUAUCAAAUGAUGAAAGCAGUUACACUACCAAUAACAGAUCAUUGCCCUGGACAAAAUUGCAGAAAAAUCAUCAAAUAUAUCCUGUCCUUGUUGUUCUCAUCUUUGGAAGAAUACUGAGAGGCUGGCAUCAAGGUGGUAUCAAUUGGGUUCAUCUCCCUGAUAUCUCAAAGUUGCUGAUGCAAGCUGGUUCCUUUAGUAUAAAAGCUCUUCAGAUAUUCUCGCUACUUAAUUUCAUGCUUGUGGGUUCAUUUGCCUUCUCUCUAGUAAGAUCAACGACACACUUUGUUCACAUAGUUCGCACGAGCUAUUUUAUGUCUGGAUGUCUGGUAUUAUUGCAUAUAAUCAACAGUCAGACUCAUAAUAUUGGACCAACAGAUUCUAGUGCCACUUCGGUAGCUCAGCUCUUCUACAUAUGUGCUGGGAGUGCAGUAUUACUAACUGUACUAGUAUCACCAUGGAUUUAUCCUGUUAAUCAUGAGGCAAGCAGUAACAUAGGUAAAUUUAAUUUGAGCUCUCAUGCUAAAGACACAAGUAGCAUAGCUGAAUCUAGCACCAGCUCUCUUACCAAAGAAAUGAUAAGUUUUUAUUUUCAAUGGGGAAUUGGACAUUGCACAUACCUGAUUGGAACCACAUGCAUGGUAUUUUGGUGUCUUUUACAGCUGCUACUACAGCAGCCAGUAAAUGCUAUUCCUCUGUUGGUGAUUUUUUUACAAGAAACAGCCAGCAUUAUCUAUUUUUCAUCAUACGGAUCACUUCACAAGCAAUGGAUUGAGGUUGUUGCAAUGCUCUUUUUGGGAAUGGCAGGUCAUUUUGGUCUGGGCAACAGUAACAGCCUGGCUACUAUUGAUGUUGCUGGGGCAUUUAUAGGCAUCUCAAGCCAUUCAACUGUUCUUUCCGGGAUUCUGAUGUUCAUUAUUACCCAUGCAUCACCUCUGUUGUCUUUUCUGAGCAUGCUGAUAUACAUUUCUCUAAAGGAUAUGAAUGGCCUAUUUCCAAGUAAUUUAAGGUGGAGCAGUAUAUUACAACUAUUGAUUGGAUUUCCUUGUUUGCUUCCACUGGUCUUAAACUCAGUUGUAUUGGUUGCUUUCACCAUCACAUUGCUGCUUAUGAGAAACCACUUGUUUGUUUGGAGUGUCUUCUCACCAAAGUACCUUUAUCUUUGUGCUGCAACUAUGUGUGUCUACAUUGGGGUACUUAUAAUAGCUGCCACUGUAGUUUACACUGGCGUCGUACUAUUUGUGAGGACAAAAAAUUUCAACUUGAAGCUUCAAAAUUUUGGAUGAGACUUAGUUAAACCAAGAUCAAUUUUCUUUACAGAAAUAUGUCUGCGAUGCAAAUGCAACUUCCCAUUUCAGUUCAUUUUCUUCUUGAGAACAAAGAAAUUCUCAAUGGGAGGUUCACAAUUUUUGAAUGAGACUGAGGUCUUCUGCUGAAGAAAAUAUUCAUUAUAAAUGAAAUGAAACGCAAUGUUGUUUUCGGAUCUACAAAGUUGAGACAGGUGAAACUUCCCGUUUGAUUUCAUUUUUCACUACCUCUACUUGAGCAAUUAACUGACCAUUGCAAGUUGCUACUUCAAAGUAGUGCACAUGAGGAUGUUUCGACUAUCUUGAUACUGGGAGGUAUUGACAUAUUAUUGAUUACACUUUAAACCAGAAUUGUGCAAAGUUAUCACUAGUUUUGUUAUUCUUUACAUUCUGUCUGAGUUAACAUAAGCUUUCAGGUUUUCCUUUUCAACAAAUAUCACUCUGAUCUGUUGCGCAAUGUUUGUAUUCGAUAUGGCAAGUAAUCCAUAGUUCUUACUUAGCCUUUCUGGUUAAGAAACAAUUAUCA